This is a messenger RNA of Pipistrellus kuhlii (Kuhl's pipistrelle), 1714 nucleotides long. RefSeq names its product coiled-coil domain containing 90B (gene CCDC90B). Bases 212 to 1207 code for a protein of 331 amino acids. The transcript is spliced from 9 exons. The record is from RefSeq and is a predicted model, not a curated record. Gene Ontology annotation, cellular component: mitochondrion. NCBI's taxonomy places the organism in Eukaryota, Metazoa, Chordata, Mammalia, Chiroptera, Vespertilionidae.
GGUUGCUGUGCGGCUAAAUGUGCCUCCAUCUCCCAGAGAGACACAGGCGCAAUGGCUGCUAGUUCUCCAGGAUUAUUCUGCUGUUGAACUGUACCUCAUUGCCAGGAAGCGGGCGCCAGAAGGUUCAAAGACAAGAUCCCGCUCCCUUAGGGCGGUAACGGCGCGUAGGGGCUGGGAAGGGGUGGCGGGCGAGGCGGAAUCGCUCGGACCUAUGCCAGUGAAUUGUGGGUCCUCCUGUGAGGAGGCCCCGCUUGGCUUGGCGGAGCCGCUGUGCGAGCCGGCGCUGGGCGGGGUUCUUGCGACGGGUCGAAAACUACAUUUCCCAGCAUCCUCGCGGCUCCAGAACUACCGUGCCCGAAAGUCUGAGCGUGAACCACCCAGCCUUCCGCUUCCUCCCGCUGACCGGGAAACGCGGGAUAUGUGGGGUCGCAGUGCCUGGCGGCUCCUGCGCUCCGAAAGCCCCGGGGGCCGCCGGGUUUCAGCCCCCCGCGGGCGUUUCUCGCUGGCCCUGCGGAGAGGUGAGGAAGGCCCCGUGUUCCGAGACUUCUUCACCACCACAACCAAAGAAUCACAUGAUAUAAGGCGAGUGGACAUAACUCCUUUAGAACAAAGGAAAUUAACUUUUGAUACCCAUGCAUUGGUUCAGGACUUGGAAACUCAUGGAUUUGACAAAGCACAAGCAGAAACAAUUGUAUCAGCAUUAACCACUUUAUCAAAUGUCAGCUUGGACACUAUCUAUAAGGAGAUGGUCACGCAAGCUCAACAGGAAAUAACAGUACAACAGCUAAUGGCCCAUUUGGACUCUAUCAGGAAAGACAUGGUCAUCCUAGAGAAAAGUGAAUUUGCAAAUCUGAGAGCAGACAACGAGAAAAUGAAGAGUGAAUUAGAACAAGUUAAGCAACAAUUAAUAAAUGAAACCAGUCGAAUCAGAGCAGAUAAUAAACUGGAUAUCAACCUAGAAAGGAGCAGAGUAACAGAUAUGUUUACAGAUCAAGAAAAGAAACUUAUGGAAGCAACCACAGAAUUUACCAAAAAGGAUACCAUAACCAAUAGUAUUAUUUCAGAAACCAGUAAUAAAAUUGACACUGAAAUUGCUUCUUUAAAAACACUAAUGGAAUCUAACAAGCUUGAGACAAUUCGUUAUCUUGCAGCCUCAGUGUUCACUUGCCUGGCAAUAGCAUUGGGAUUUUACAGAUUCUGGAAAUAGCAGUGGAACAAUUAUAUUAUGCUUCUACUACUGCUUCCAUUGACUUCUUAAAGCACUGAACUAGGAUAGAUUUACUUUGAACAUUGAAAGUUGUAGCAAAACUUAAUACAACAAGAUUAUUCAAAGUACAUAUGGACUAAAAAUGUUUUAGAAUAAAAUGUAGUUUGUGUUUUUAAUGUCUAUUUUAUUAUGUUGAAAAGCUGCCACUCAAAACCUGGUUAAUUUGAGAUAGAAGGGCCUUUUGUCUUUACCUUCUUGAUAGCUUAUAAAAACUGAACUGGAGUUUUGUGUUUGCUUGAAUAACUGUGUAAAUCAUAUAGGAUUUCUUUGGUAUCUGCUGCCUACAUACUUUGAUAUGCAACUUUCCUGGUAAUUACACAAUUACCUUUUCAUAUUUAAUAAAAUAUUAUUAAAAAGUUGUUUGGAUUGUUAAAGUGACUUACAAUGUAUUGUAGAUGGAGAUUUUUUAAUAAUGAACAAUUAAAAAACAAUUUUAAAAAUGUUUAA